Molecule: messenger RNA, 2659 nt
Organism: Ornithorhynchus anatinus (platypus)
Lineage: Eukaryota; Metazoa; Chordata; Mammalia; Monotremata; Ornithorhynchidae
Gene: IP6K1
Product: inositol hexakisphosphate kinase 1
Exons: 12
Coding region: 1177-2496 (439 amino acids)
Biological process (GO): inositol phosphate biosynthetic process; phosphatidylinositol phosphate biosynthetic process
Cellular component (GO): nucleus; cytoplasm
Molecular function (GO): inositol hexakisphosphate kinase activity
Source: RefSeq, a predicted model, not a curated record
CGGGCAGAGCCGGGAGUCAGCCGGAGCGGCCGGGCCGGGCUGGCUGCUGCGGGGCUGAGCCACCAGCACCGCCUCCCGGUCGGGUGGCCCCAACUCAACAGGGCCGGCCCCAGCCCCUCUGGGGAGCCGCAGGCUCGGCCUGCCAAGCGGCGAUCGAAUCUUGCCUUCUCAGGUCGCGGUAGAGGAAAAAAGGCAAGCCGACUUGCCCUCAGAAGAUGCUUUCACGGAAUUGUUCUUCCUUAGAAUACAGACGCUUCAAGAGACAUCUCGAAGACGUCUGAAGCCUGGAUGAAAUGUUGGCCAAAGCAGUUCAGCAAGAAGCAACCCAAGUGUGACAAACCACCCUGAAAAUAAAAAGCCUCUGCAUGCACUACCAACUGCGAAAACCUAUUCAGCAGCCUAUUGAGAGACUAAACAAGGCCCACGUGAACCUACAAAAGCAUUUCACCGCAGACGCUGCUCAGCGCCAGCAGACCCUACCUCGUCUGAUGAAAACCAUGCAGAGGUCGCUGUCUGUCCUCAAGCCCAUCAGCCCGACCUCAGAGGAUUCAGCUAAAGAGAGAUUCUCCCUCUACCAGUUGCUCCAAGGCAGCCAGGUAAAUCGCUAGUAAGCUACUUUGAGACACUCCCUCCAUCUCCUGGAUUUAUCAAAAUGCUGCCAUGGACGAGGCUGCAUCUGGGCCUUCUCUAAUUCUUCCUAAUCAGAAAUUGGCUCGUCCAUCAAAGCUUCUCCUGGCCGAAUAUACCUAAAUUUGGGUCCAGACCUUCACUUUCAUCUUCCAAUGGGCCUUGACAACCCCAGCAAGGGGAAGUGGGGGUGAAGAGAAGGGUAAAUUUGGUGAGUUUGCAGCUCCGAAUCGUCAGACAGGGUCUUCCUCUGAGCGGCCCCCAGAAGACUUUGACCGAGGGCCGGGCACUGUGAAUGAAACUGAACCGACCGGCUCCUGCGUGGACUUCCUCUUCUGUCGGACCUGUUGUUCUUUAGAAACGAAACACAUGGGGGAAGGGAGCGUUUUCGAGUCUUUAAAAUAUCUUCUGUGGGCUACGGAGUGCGUUUGAAAAGGAGACAAAUCCAAGCAAGUGCUCAGCUUUGGCCUUCCGCUAGCCCAGAUCCUCCUGUCUGGUGGCCCAUGCGCUGCUCCCUCGGCCCCCAGCGUGUGACAGGCCCCCAACGCGAUGUGUGUUUGUCAAACCAUGGAAGUGGGGCAGUAUGGCAAGAACGCAAGUCGAGCUGGAGACCGGGGAGUCCUCCUGGAGCCCUUCAUCCACCAAGUGGGCGGCCACAGCAGCAUGAUGCGUUACGACGACCACACCGUAUGCAAACCCCUCAUAUCCCGAGAGCAGCGCUUCUAUGAGUCUCUCCCCCCGGAAAUGAAGGAGUUCACGCCCGAGUACAAAGGUGUAGUGUCCGUCUGUUUUGAGGGGGACAGCGAUGGCUACAUCAACCUCGUGGCCUACCCUUAUGUGGAGAGUGAAGUUGUAGAGCCGGAAGACGUGCCCGAGAGAGAGCAACCGCGGCGCAAGCACUCACGUAGAAGCUUUCACCGGUCAGGCAGCGGCAGUGAGCAUAAGGAGGAAAGGGCAGGGCUGGCCCCGGAGAACACAGAGAGCCCUCAGGAGGUGAAGAGCCCCCAGGUGGAGCUGCACAUCCAUUCAGAUGUUCCUUUCCAGAUGCUGGAUGGGAAUAGUGGCCUGAGCUCAGAGAAGAUCACCUAUAAUCCCUGGAGUCUACGCUGUCACAAGCAACAGUUGAGCCGCAUGCGCUCUGAAUCCAAGGACCGGAAACUCUACAAGUUCCUCUUGCUGGAGAACGUGGUGCACCAUUUCAAGUUUCCCUGUGUGCUGGACCUGAAGAUGGGCACCAGACAGCAUGGGGAUGAUGCCUCGGAAGAGAAAGCAGCCAGACAGAUGAAAAAGUGUGAGCAGAGCACUUCUGCCACGCUGGGGGUCCGAGUCUGCGGAAUGCAGGUCUUCCAGCUGGACACGGGGCAUUACCUAUGUCGGAAUAAGUACUAUGGCCGUGGGCUUUCGAUCGAAGGCUUCCGCAACGCCCUCUACCAGUAUCUCCACAAUGGCCUGGCCCUGCGGAAAGACCUCUUUGGGCCCAUCCUGAGCAAACUGCGGGGUCUGAAGGCCGUGCUGGAGAGGCAGGCCUCUUACCGCUUUUACUCCAGCUCCCUCCUCAUCAUUUACGACGGCAAGGAGCCCUGGGUGGAGAAGUACCUGGAUCGCCGGGCAGAGACGCGCCUGAAGCGAGCGGACUGUUCGUCCCCGGACCUCACGCUCCCCGACGUACCGCCAGGCACCACGGGCACCAACGCCGGCCCCGAGGCGGUCCCACCCAAGGUGGACGUCCGCAUGAUUGACUUUGCACACAGCACGUUCAAGGGUUUUCGGGAUGACCCCACCGUGCACGACGGCCCCGAUAUGGGCUACGUGUUCGGCUUAGAAAGCCUCAUCAGUAUCAUGGAGCAGAUGCAGGAAGAAAACCAGUAGUGCCCUACUGGGCAGCCCUUGCCCCACCAUCCCUAGAGCCCUUUCCUCUCCACUCACAGGCAGGGACCACCCACUCUGAAUCGCCACGGAGGACAAAGACUUUUGGGGAUUUAGAGAGUUAGGUUUCUCUUGGGUGUAAUAUACGAGGAAAUGCUUUUUAGUA